AUGGAAGAAGAAUCCCAGCAGGGGAAGGAGAGGGGAUGCAGGUGCGGGAGGACCAAGUGUCUCAAGCAGUACUGCCAAUGCUUCCGCAACGACAUAAGGUGUACGAGCGACUGCGUGUGUUCCGAUUGUCACAACGAUGGGAAACACGAAGAGAAGCGCAUCGAAGCGAUCAGACACAUCCGGAUGAACAAUCCGAGUGCCUUCAAGGGCACAGCCUUGGAGCUGGAGGACCAAGAAGUGACGACGCCGAAGGGAGGGAAGAAGACGGUCCGUGGCUGUCGGUGCAAGAGAUCGAAGUGCCAAAAGAAAUACUGCGAAUGCUUCAGCGCAGGGAUCCCCUGCACGUCGAAUUGUGUAUGCACUGACUGUGCGAAU
Molecule: messenger RNA, 375 nt
Organism: Guillardia theta CCMP2712
Lineage: Eukaryota; Cryptophyceae; Pyrenomonadales; Geminigeraceae
Exons: 1
Biological process (GO): regulation of DNA-templated transcription
Cellular component (GO): nucleus
Source: RefSeq, a predicted model, not a curated record